AUGACUGAAUGGAAUGAACAAGUGACAAAAACAUUUCAAAAUGUUAUCAAUGAUAGACCAGCUGAAAUUGAAACAUUAUAUUGUGCUUCAAAUAAUUGUUACAGCGUUAAUUUAUUCGUCUCUCAUGAUGAUGCUUAUAUUUGCGUUAAUGAUUUUCUUAUUCAUUGUCGAAUGGCAAUAGCUACAGAGGACAUGAACAAUGAUUCAGAAAUUGAAUUGGAUGAAAAUGAAAAACCAAUGCAUACAAUUAUACAAUUGUACUGGAAAGAAGGAGAAUCAAUGAGAAAUAAAGUUAAAAUACAACAGCAGACAAGACAACAAAUUAAUGAAAAGAAAGUCGAAUUACCCUAUUUUAAAGUGAUAAUAAUAUCUUCACAAGAUAAAUUAAUAUUUGCUCGUUAUCAAUUAUACACAUUAAUCCCAUGGUUUAAUAUAUCCGUAAUAUUGUCUGACAUAGAUGAAGAUAUAAUAGAGACAUUUGCAACAAAACAUAAUUUUGAAGUAAUACGUAUAACGCCAUUAUCAGAUCCAAUAUUAUGUUUAAAAUUAUUGAAAACAAUGUCAUUAUUCUCAAAAUGUCCCGUUAGUCGACAUGGUCUAUCUCAAAUAUCAUUAUAUUCUAUUGAUUGUGUAAAAAAAAUGUUAUUAUAUUAUAAUUAUUCAAGAACACAAAUCUAUGAACAAUUGGAUUAUGCUAGAAUAGCGGAAGCAAGCAAAAAUCCAUUAUUUUGGACUGAAGUAUGA
Molecule: messenger RNA, 744 nt
Organism: Didymodactylos carnosus
Lineage: Eukaryota; Metazoa; Rotifera; Eurotatoria; Philodinida; Philodinidae
Source: the annotation of a GenBank genome assembly